UGAUUGUAGUCAUGGCCUCGCAUCCCCCACCCCAGGCUGAAAGCGAGCGGGGAGGCUGGGUCCGCGGUCUCCCUUCUCACCCGUGUCCCUGGCUUCCCGUGCCGCCUGUGUCUCAUGUUCUGGACAGGCGCGAAGCCAUGGGGGUCCUUGUCGCCAGGUAUUAGAGCAGACGGGUUUUCGGCCAAGCAGCUCCGCCCGCCCCUGCCGUGGGUGGGGUAGAAAAACCUGAAUCUGGAAGGUCAGAAGGUGUUGGCAGCUGCCUCUGGGGUGAAACACACCUGUUCAGCCCUGCCCAGUAACAUGCUUUUCUUUCUACCCACCCUGCCUAUUGAUAUGGCCCCAGUUACAAUAGAAUCUGGGUGCCUCAUAGGCUUUAAUUAGGGUGCCAACCCUCCAGGAUUGUCCUGGAAUCUCCAGGAAUUAAAGAUUUUGGAAUUAAAUAUUGUCAUGUGAUGAAAUGUCCAGGAAUACGUCCAACCAAAAUUAGUGAUCCUACUUUUAAUAUAUUUAUACUUAGUAUGCUUACUUCGCCUCUGGUAGAAAAGUGCUGUAAAUCCCUAUUUUACAGAUUGGGAGCUGAGGCACCGAGAGGUUAGAUGGUUUGUCCAUAGUCACACAGGAAGGCAGUGACAGAGCAGGAUCUCAAAGCCAGAGUCUAGAGCCCUACCCAUUGGACCAUCUUUCCAGUUUAGUACAGGGAGUAAAUAUGAAUGCAAUACACAGUGAUCAGUUUUUGUUAGAGUAGGUGUAAAUAAGAUGAUGUAACUUGGCCAGGAUACAGAGAUAAAUCCCUUUCUAUUUCUAAGAGUGCGUGGUGUACAAGUGGGCAGGACCUUAGUGUUAUCUGUCGCCCAAAAUAACACAUCGUAUCAUUCCCUGACACCAUGCUGUGUAUUAUUUCAAAUACUGAUUUAGAAGAAAGGGUGUUACUGGCUGAAUUACCAGUGUAAUUGUCUAGGCACUAGAGGUCUCAUCAAAGGGCAUGUCUACGUUUACCUCCAGAGCGAUUGAUCCAGCAGCGGUCAAUUUAUCGCAUUAGUGAAGACGCGAUAAAUUGACCGCCGAGCGCUCUCCCGUCGACUCCGGUGCUCCACCAGGGCAAGGGAUGCAGGCGGAGUCGACGGGGGAGUGUCAGCUGUCGACUUACUGCAAUGAAGACACCGCGGAGGAAGAAAAAUUAAUACAACAGGAACAAACUAAUUUGAAAGCAACAGUUUCUGCUCCCACUACAACACUUAGACUGAUGAAAGAAUGUAUGGUGAGACUAAUCUAUUGUGAAAUGCUGGGAUAUGAGUCCUCCUUCGGAUACAUCCAUGCUAUUAAGCUAGCACAACAGGGAAACCUUUUAGAAAAAAGAGUUGGUUACUUGGCUGUUUCUUUAUUCCUCCAUGAAAAUCAUGAACUGUUGCUUCUACUUGUGAACACAGUUGUGAAGGACUUGCAGAGCACUAACCUGGUUGAGGUGUGUAUGGCACUUACUGUUGUCAGCCAGAUCUUUCCACGGGAAAUGAUUCCAGCUGUACUUCCCCUCAUAGAAGACAAACUUCAGCAUUCUAAGGAAAUUAUCCGAAGAAAAGCAGUUCAGGCAUUGUAUAAAUUCUAUCUCAUUGCUCCCAACCAAGUCCAGCACAUCCAUGACAAGUUCCGGAAAGCCCUGUGUGACAGGGAUGUUGGAGUCAUGGCUGCGUCUUUACAGAUUUACCUUCAAAUGAUUAAGAAAAAUGCAUCUGGAUACAAGGACUUGACAGAGAGCUUUGUAACCAUUCUAAAGCAGGUAGUGGGAGGAAAGCUUCCUAUAGACUUCAAUUACCACAGCGUGCCAGCACCAUGGCUACAAAUUCAGCUCUUAAGAAUACUGGGGCUGUUAGGAAAAGAUGAUCCAAGGACAAGUGAAUUAAUGUAUGAUGUUCUGGAUGAGUCUUUAAGAAGAGCAGAAAUAAAUCAUAAUAUUACAUAUGCUAUCUUAUUUGAAUGUGUACAAACAAUUUAUACCAUUUGCCCCAAAUCUGAUCUGCUUGAGAAGGCUGCCAAAUGCAUUGGGAAAUUUGUUCUAUCACCUAAAAUUAAUUUGAAGUAUUUAGGAUUAAAGGCUCUGACCUAUGUUAUCCAGCAGGAUCCAAAUCUGGCACUUCAGCACCAAAUGACAAUAAUUGAGUGUCUAGACCAUCCUGAUCCUAUCAUCAAAAGGGAGACAUUGGAGCUUCUCUACAGAAUUACCAAUGGGCAGAAUGUAACCGUCAUAGUUCAAAAGAUGCUGGACUACUUAAGACAAAGCAAGGAAGAAUAUACCAUCAUCAACUUAACUGGCAAAAUAGCAGAAUUAGCUGAGAAAUAUGCCCCUGACAAUGAGUGGUUCAUCCAGACUAUGAAUGCAGUAUUUUCGGUAGGAGGAGAUGUAAUGCACUCUGACAUCCCAAACAACUUCUUGAGGCUGCUGGCUGAAGGAUUUGAUGAUGAAAAGGAAGAUGAGCAGCUACGGCUUUAUGCUGUCCAGUCUUAUCUUUCUUUGCUGGAGGAGGAAGAUACUUUUUAUCCACAGAAAUUUCUUCAAGUUAUGAGUUGGGUUUUGGGGGAGUAUUCCUACCUUGUAAAUGAUGGUGAUCCAGAAGUCAUUAUAACAAAACUGCACAGGUUGCUGAAGCAGACCUUUGUUACUUCUGAAACUAAAGCCUGGAUUAUGACUGCAAUCACUAAAAUAUCAUCCCGUAUGCCUUGUUCUAAAACAGUUGAUAAACUAAUCCAGGAAUUCAGCACUUCUCUAGACACAUGCAUGAGGCAAUAUGCCUUUGAAUUAAAACAUUUGUGUGAAAACAAGGAGCUGAUGAAAAACGUGCUUCCGCUUGAUGCCAGUUGUGAUGAGAUAAUGGUAGAUGCUUCCUUAUCUUUCCUAGAUGGGUUUGUGGCUGAAGGACUUAGCUGUGGUGCAGCACCAUAUAAACCUCAUCACCAGAGGCAGGAGGAGAAGCUUUCUCAGGGAAAAGCUCUGAAUUUUGAACCUUAUGGACUGUCAUUUACUUCAAGCAUGUCUUCAUCCUGCUUCACUGGCCGGCAAUCUCCUGCUGGUCUUUCUCUUGGUUCAGACAUGUCUGGUAAUAGUGCCGAGAUAGGACAGAAAGAGACCAAUUGUCUGAAACUUGAUGGUGUGAGGAAACUAUGGGGGAAAGAAGGCUACCUCCCGAAAAAAGAGAACAAAACAGGAAAAGAAGAUAAAACACAACCUGUUCCUCAGGAUAGCAUAUUAAUGGGACAUGUAGUUGAUCCUCCUCUGACACAGUCUGAGCAACAGGUAGUCAGCCUUUCAGAGGAAGACAAGGAGAAGCAGCAGCUCGCAUCAACGUUGUUUGUGGGGCUAGGGUCAAACAAUACUAUCAGUCUGAUGGGGAAAGCAGAUACCACCACUCAGAAGUUCAAAAAAAAAUCAAAAAUAAGUGAAACCCAGAAUAGCAAAGAAACAUCUAGUUUCCAGAAUAUUGCUACCUUGCCUUUCAGUCCUUUACCUGAUUCAGCUCCUAACAAUAAGGAAAACUUUCAGGGCAAUGAACAUCUCGGAUUAAGGAAAGUCUCACUGAGUUCUUCAGAAGUUUUGGAAGCUAGUGUAUCAUUUGAUACGUCUCAAUCCCUGACAGAAGCUGGACUGGAUGAGAAGCUUUCAAACUGUAGACUAUCAACAUCCUCUUUGUUUGCUGAUAGUAAUAUUGAAGUUUUUCAGCCUUCCCAAAGUGUUCCAGAUAUAGUUGCCAAUAAGGCCCCCGUGAGUCUUUGCUUACCAGGUGAACUAGCUGAUCACCCUCAUUCAGAAAUAGUAGAGCUUUGUAGCAGUGACAUCCUGACUAUGUACUCGUGUAAAGUUUGGACAGAUGACUGUUUACUGCUUAUCUUGUUUGUUGCCAACAAAAGCACCUCACCACUCAAAACUGUGACCCUAGUGUUUGAAAAUGCAGAGCAUUUUAAGAUCUUUGAGAGUCUUAGCUGUCGUUUUCCUGUAAUGGAAGCUCAAAGCAUGGAAAGCUGCCAAAAGCGUGUGCAGCUGGAAAAAGUCUGUACAGAGGGCAUUCUCUUCGGCUCCAUUCGUUAUCCUCUAGAUAUGGAUACUCAUCUUGAGUUUUCACUAACUUUCUCAUUGUCCGAUUUCAUCAGACCAAUGAAAAUUACCACUGAAGACUUUGGGAGACUGUGGCUGUCCUUUUCUAAUGAUGUGAAACAAAAUCUAAAAAUGUCACCUUCUCAGGGAUCUCUCUCAGUAGCUCUGAACGCCCUGAAGCAGAAAUUAAAGCUCCAUAUUGUUGAAAUUAUUGGUAAUGAGGGAAUAGUGGCAUGCCGGCUACUUCCAUCAGUCCCCUGUCUGCUGCAUUGUCGUACUCAUGCAAGGACACUGGCACUGUGGUUUAGAUCCUCUUGUUCUGCUCUUCCAGACAGUUUACUAUAUCUGUGUCAAAAGGUGAUGGAGGAAUCUUAAUUGCAACAGUGCCUGCUUUUCUAACAUAUUGGUGUAAAAAUAAAUGCAUACAAAAGACUUACAGGGUUACACAAAUGUUUACCAAAGCAAAAUGAGUUAAAACGAUACUCAAGAGUGGUUUCAUCCCCCCAACUGGCAUGUGCCAUAUGGACUAACGGGAAAGCAGAAUGAUCCACGAUGUGCCUGCAGAAAUGUGCUCAGGAUUUUACAGUUGCUGACAGAUGACCCGAUGAAGUAUUGCUAACUGUUUAAAUGAAAUGUAUAUUUCUUAGUUUAUUGUAGAUGAUUGAAAGUAUUUAUUUUCUAUUACGUAAUUUUUGUAUAUAGCAACCCUUUACUCUUAGGAGCAGCUACUUAGUACUUAAAUAUUAUUUUAAGGAAAACAUCACAGCUAUGAAGUCAGCUUUAUACAGUAAAAAUGAUUCAAAUGCUUGUCUGUAACAUUACCAUUUACUUCAUUUAUGAGCUUUUUCUAAAGCUGCAUUUUAAGCACUAUUGGAAACAAGACCCAUACUGGCUGUUGCACGUGGUAUGUUAUCUUACCACAGAGGAUAGAAGUGCAUGCUUCAUAGUUGUUUCACUGGCUUUAAAUGGUCAGAAGUACUGCACGUGAUCUUUUGGUCGUUUACCAGUUAAGGACUUGACUCAUAUCACACAGACAGUCUUUGGAGAAUGGGAGAGGUGUCUAAAACUGGGAGUUGCAUGAUGAUGGCUAAAUUGGAUGGAGAUCCAUUGCUAUCCAAGUCAUGUGUAUGGUAUCUGCAGCUCCUUGUCAUUUUCAUUUUAUUCCUCUUCUUCACUUGCCUUUGGUAGAAGUCUGUAACACUCAUCAAAAGAACUGUGCAUGUCCCAAAGAUAUUUUUCAAAAGGAUAGUAGAGGAAAAUAUUAAGCCUGGAUUUAUCAUAGCUGUGUGACAGUAUUGAAGGUGCUGUGUAUUUAAUUUGGACUGAAACAUUUGAAUUUAUUUUGAAUUUUCUUUUAUAAUGCUAAUUAUCUACAGUAUUGAUUGGUUAUCAGUCUUUGUAAAUUACUGCUUAUACGUGGUUUGGAUGUAAUUGUGUGGUUACGAAUGUUUCUAAAGGCUUGUUUACACAGAGCAGCAAUGUGCACUAUGGGGGUGUGAUUUCUAAGGUGCACUAACUGGUCCAGGUAGACACUGCUGGUACGCACUAAAAGUUCCCAAGUGCGUUUUACUCUAGUGCUGUAUAUUGAAGUGCAUUAGGGAACUUUCAGUGUGCACUGGCAGGGUCUACACCAGGGGUCUCAAAAACAUGCCCAUGGGCCAGAGUUAUUUCCUGCGGCCUGCUGUGGGUGCCGACUCCACCGGCAGCGAAGCUCCCCUCCCCUCCUGCCCCCGCCCCGAGCAUGCCGCAUCACCACUCCGCCUACUUCCCAGCGCUUCCCAUUGUCAAACAGCUGUUUGGCAGUGCUUAGGAGUUUCCAGGAAGAAGUGGGGAGGAGCAGGGAUGUGGCAGGGCCGGGGUGGGGAUUUGGGGAAAGGGUUGGAACAGGGGCAGGGAGGGAGUGGAGUUGGGGCGGGGACUUUGUGGAAGGGGUUGGAAUGGGGGUGGGAAGAGGCGGGGCCUUAUGGAAGGGGGUGGAGUGAGGGCGGGGCAGGGGACAGAGGGAAGGCUUUAACCAAAGUAAUUCUAAAAGUAAAUGCAUGCUUUGUCGUUUGAGUGAGAUGAGUUACUGAGUAUUUAUAUUUUAUUAAAACCCCUCUUCAUAUUACAGUUUUGAAAAAAGUUAAUACAUUGACUUUUAAUAGCACACUAUAUUGCUCUUCAUUUUUUUUCAUGUUUGACUAUACUUUUAUAUCAUUGUAUGAAAAGGUUUCAGUGAUGUGGCCCUCGGGCCACUGUUCUCAUCCUCAUGUGGCCCUCAUGGUGAUUUGAGUUUGAGAUCCCUGGUCUACACGGACCAACUAAUACACAAUGUGUUAGUGAGCUUUCGAAAUCACACGCACAUAGUGUACAUUGCUGCUUUGUGUCGACAAGCCAUAAGGCUUAAUAGAUCUAAUCAGCCUAGCAUGCAUGCUGUGUGUGUGUGAAUUGUUUCUCCCCUUCUUUAUCACUACUAUUCCCAAAACCCAGCAUCUACGCCUUGGAAUCCUGUGAUCUGCAUUUAUUUAGACAGCAAAUGAAACACAUCACUGUCUUGCACAACUUUACAGUAAUUCACAAGUAGCUAUUUUUCUUUAAAUUUAGAAGAAUUGACAUUUGUGCAAACAAUACUUGCAAGUGUGGCAUACAAAGGAAAUGGAAUUCUACAUCAGUUUGCAUUAUCCUUAUGCUAUUUUUUAUAUUGAAAAGGAAAACCUUAGGAGAUAUCUUAAUAUUCUCAGUUUUCAUCUGGCAGACAUCAGUGUUUAAGGAAAGAAAAGUAUUAAUUAUUUUUAUUUUGCUUCAUUUUGUUAAAUGUUCAUAAAAUCAUAUAAAGAAUGUAAUUUUGAUACACCAGUGAUCAUAAAGAUUGUUUUAAUAACUUCUUUUAGAGAUUAAGCCAAUUGUCUUAUAUUACCACAGGUAUUAUGACAUAAGAAAAGAUCUUUUGGUCACUGCUAUUACAAAACCCUCUAAUUGAGGGAUUUAUUAAAAUGCACUAAGUCUGUAAAUAUAUUAAACAUUCUGCAUGCAUUAAAUAAUGUGUAUUUAAUGCUCUGGGACAAUUUGUAUGAAUGAAAGCUUAUUUUAAUUUCCCUGCUAGUACAGAAUGUAAAUCAAGUUGGGUGCUAUAAUUGGAUUUCAGCGUAUUAUAUAAAAUUACAGAAAUAUCUGUUCUAGCCUAUGCAUUUUUCACCAUUUCUUUAAUGGGAUGUUAAGUCUCUCCUGAUAUGAAACAAACCAGUGAUGCCUUCUGUUUACUUGUAGGUGUGAUGCUCCUCUUUAUCCUUAGUUUUUUCCACCUUGGUUUGUUUAACGUAACCAUAUAGUUAAUGCACUUUGAGCUGUAAAUAUGCAGAUUCUGAGAAAACAAUCAAGGGUCUUAUGUUGCUGUGACAUACAGGGGUUUGCUCGCUUGUACCCGAGGUACAGCCUUUAUUUUUAGAUCGUCCACCAAAACUAUUGUGUUAAUCUCUUUGUGUUUACACUUUUCUGUAAUUUAAUAAUGUGCAUCUAAUAAAAUCUCCAGCCCAGUUUUA
Molecule: messenger RNA, 7599 nt
Organism: Chelonia mydas (Green sea turtle)
Lineage: Eukaryota; Metazoa; Chordata; Testudines; Cheloniidae
Gene: AP4E1
Product: adaptor related protein complex 4 subunit epsilon 1
Exons: 21
Coding region: 1106-4456 (1116 amino acids)
Biological process (GO): intracellular protein transport; receptor-mediated endocytosis
Cellular component (GO): membrane coat; AP-4 adaptor complex
Molecular function (GO): cargo adaptor activity
Source: RefSeq, a predicted model, not a curated record